This is a messenger RNA of Diuraphis noxia (Russian wheat aphid), 911 nucleotides long. RefSeq names its product Signal peptidase complex subunit Spase25 (gene Spase25). Gene Ontology annotation, cellular component: membrane; signal peptidase complex. Gene Ontology annotation, biological process: protein targeting to ER. The record is from RefSeq and is a predicted model, not a curated record. Lineage: Eukaryota; Metazoa; Arthropoda; Insecta; Hemiptera; Aphididae.
UGGUGAUUCAUCAAUUGAGUCGGCAUUCGGCAUAUUUAUUGUUUUAAGUGCAACAAACACCAAUUUGUAAACACUAAAGCCUUAAUUUUACCAUAGAAUAUUAACUUUACUGCCAACUGGAUUUACYAAUCUUUGUGAUAUUGGAAAGCGGUUCAUUGUUCCUCACAUACGUUCUACAUUGGAUUAUACGUUGAUACUUAWUUGUUCCGAAUACAUCUAAUAUUUAAGAGAUAUCAACAUAUUUAAAGCAAUCUAUAAGUUAAUUUAUACAAGUUAAAAUGGCCAAAGAGGAAUCAAAUACGGACGAUAAACAAAUCAAGAUCAAUAAAUGGGAUUACCUCGCUUUAAAAAAUGCUUUGGAUGACGCAGUAAAGGAGGUAUUGAUUACAAAAUAUAAUCAUGUUGAGGACUUUUCAUUGAUUGACUAUCGUUUGCUGAUAUGCACAUUUGCUGUGCUGGUCGCUGGGUUUGCACUUGGCUGGGAUUUCUUCAAUCCGUUCCCUAAAUCCCGUUCUGUUCUUACGGUAUGUGUUGCUUUUUAUUUCAUUACCAUGGGUGCAAUCACAUUAUACACAACAUACAUGGAAAAAGGCAUAUUUGCCGUGACUUUAGAACGAGAUGAAAGCGGUUUUAAUCCAGAUGUUGUUUGGGAAGCUAGCAGUUAUAUAAAAAAACAUACUGGUAUGUAUUAUUUGACCCUGUUGCGCAAGGAUACUGUUGGAGGAGAUGUCAGAGAACGUGAAAUAUCUAAAUCAGUUUCAAACUAUUUUGAUGAAGAAGGAACAUUAUGUCAAGAUGUGGUGGAGAACGAGAUAACCAAAAUGAGGGAAGCUGUUUUAAAAUUGAAGAAAAUUGAAUAAUUUAUAUUAGACUAUUAAAAGAUUCUCAUGGUUAAAAUUAAUUAAGGAAUA